CGCGUCUUUGCGUCUGUUUCUUUCCACCGGACGAAACCAGACCAGCGCAAAUAAUAUCCCCUAUAGCACGCUCCGGACCGACGGGCACGUUGCUUACUUAUUGUGUUCCGUGGCUGGCCAAGUCUCGGGCGACGAGCAUCAUAUAAUAGCGCUCUCCCCGUCCUCCACCGACGCACCUACUCGUGGCAAACCACCACGCCCUCCCAUCCUUGCAUACCACCACCAUCAAAAGACAAGCCUCGGUUCCGCUUAGGCCGACCAAGCUAGGAUGAAGACCCUCCUCCGGCCCAUCGCGGGUAGCGCCGUUCGCCUACCCAUAGAGCACAUCGUUGGCUUCCUCGUCGUCUCGACCGUCGCCUACUUCCACGUCCUCGACGCCAUCAAGCACUCCUCCUUCUUCGCCCCGGUCCCCUCCGCGGCCUCCCUGCGCCCCGCGCACGCCCUCCUCCGUGCGCCUGGCGACGCUUGGGUGAGCGUUCCGCAGAGCGUCUGGCUCGACGCGCUCUCUGCCGACGCAGACGACUCGACGACCGCACGCCCGCUCGAGUUGCAGCAGUUCGUCUUUUCGCUCGCUUCUGGCGCUUCGGCUUCUCCGAAGAGCCGGCUUCUUGACAGCGCCGCCCACGCGCUUACGCAGGACGUCGUUUCCUCCUCCGGCAACGCGUACUCGACCCUCUGCUACACCCCGGAAUCCACCAACACCACCUCGGCCGCCUGCUUCGCCUACACCUCCCCGCGCACGCACGACCUCACGCUCGCCUUCGCCCCCGGCGCGCGCGAUGCUUUCCUCGCCGCGCUCAAGCGCCGCUCCCCGCUCACUCUCGCCGACUCGGCCCUUGAGCUUCACCUCGAAUCGUCCGGCGCCGCCUCAGCCGCCCCUCAAGACUCGGCGAUCGCGAGCAUGAAGUCCGGCCGGUGGGUCGCGCACGCGCUCCGCGCGACCGUCGCCCGCUUCUGGGCGCUCGCGCAGCACGCAAACAGCCUCGACAUCCUCCUCGUCCUCGCCGGCUACAUCGCGAUGCACAUCACCUUCGUACGCCUCAUGCUCUCCUCCCGCGCGCUCGGCUCCCACUUCUGGAUCCCAACCGCGAUCCUGCUCAGCUCGACGCUCUCCUUCAUCGUCAGCCUCCCGAUCUCGACCGCGCUCGGCAUCCAGCUCGACCCGAUCAGCCUCAGCGAGGCGCUGCCGUUCAUCGUCUGCACCGUCGGCUUCGACAAACCCCUCCGCCUCGCUGGCGCCGUCUUCCGCCACCCGCACCUGCUCACGCCCCCGACGAGCGGGUCGUCGCUCGCCAGCCCCGGCGGAGCGUCCCGUCAGCCCGCGUUCAAGCCCGCAAGCGAGGUCAUCUUGGAGGCGUUCGAUCAGGUCGGCAACGGCAUCCUGCGUGACUAUCUGCUCGAGAUCGCGGUCCUCCUCGGCGGCGCGUACUCGAAGGUCGGCGGAUUGAAGGAUAUAUGCGCUCUCGCCGCGCUGCUGCUCACUAUUGACUGUAUCGCGCUCGGCACGUUCUACGUUUCGCUUCUCAGCGUCAUCGUCGAGGUUCGCAGGAUCAAGCAGCUUCGUCAAGCCGCCAAGUUCGGCGUUGCGCCCAUGCACAAGGCGAACAGCGCAACCGGCGCCGUGCACCCCCGCAUCGAGGGCCUCACUCUCGCGCAGAAAUGGUCUGCGGCCGUGCUCGGCGUCAAGGGCGCGAUGCUGCACAGCAAGGUGGACGCGAAGGGCGACCGCCAGAAGCCCGCGACGAAGAUCAAGCUUGCUUUGAUCGUCACGUUCCUGGGUCUCCACGUGCUCAACUUCUCUUCGGCCCUCACGUCCGACACGGCGAUCGCCCGGUACAACACCCACAACGUCCCGGCCGCCGCCGUCGAGACCGACCGCCUGAGCCACAAGGUCGACAUCGCCGCGCCCGCCGUCUCGGAGGCGCUCGCGAGCCUCGCCGCUGCUCACACCGCCGAGGUCCCGCUGCUCGUUAAGGUCGCACCACCCGUCCACAUUCGCGUUGGCUCAGCAGCUUCCGCAUCGGGUUCCAGCGCGUCGCACCCCGCGGUGUCGUCUCCCGCCGCGGAGGAGUCGGCUAUCGAGGACUUCAUGGAGUCGUGGACGCGCCUCGUCGGCGACCCCGUCCUCAGCAAGUGGAUCGUCGGCUUGCUCGCGGUCAGCGUCGCGCUCAACGGGUACCUCAUGAAGGGAAUCGUCGUCGCCAGCUCCGGGUCCUCGCCCAAACCCUCUCCCGGAGUUCGCUUCCACGCGCUCGCGGAGGAGAAGCACGUCGACCGCGAGAUGCCGGUCUCGUUCGCCGCCGCCGCCAUCGCGCCCAUCCCGAUUCGCGCCGACAACGAGCUCGGGUUGAGGUUGGACGCGGUGGACAAGAAGUUGGAGGAGGCGAGGAAGCUCGAGGAGGAGCAGAUCAAGAAGGGGCUGCCGACCCCGAGUGUCACCCCACCCGUGCAGGACAGCCCGCCGGAGCCUGCGCCUCAACACCGCGCCGACCGUCCCGGUCCUCUCAGCUUGGCCACAAGGGGCGAGAGCGAGGGAUACGUCAAGAAGGAGAGCGUUGGCCCCGUCCGAUCUUUGGAGGAGUGCCUCGACAUUUUCGAGAACGGACCGAAGCCGGUGUCGGUGGCACUUGCGACGCUGACGGACGAGGAGGUCAUCAUGCUCGCACAAAACGGCAAGAUCGCUCCGUACGCGUUGGAGAAGAUCCUCGGUGACUUGGAACGAGCUGUCUUCAUCCGGCGCGCACUCAUUUCCCGCGCCUCGGUCACGAAGACUCUCGAGCACUCUGAUGUCCCCAUGUCCGGCUACGACUACUCAAAGGUCAUGGGUGCGUGUUGCGAGAACGUCAUCGGUUACAUGCCCAUCCCCCUCGGUGUCGCUGGCCCGCUCAAGAUUGACGGCGAGUUGUUCCCGAUUCCUAUGGCCACCGCUGAAGGUACCUUGGUCGCGUCGACCUCUCGUGGAUGCAAGGCGCUCAAUGCCGGCGGCGGAGUCACUACGGUUCUCACCCACGACGCAAUGACCCGCGGUCCCGCCAUCGACUUCCCUACGAUCGUUCAGGCUGCCUCCGCACGCGAAUGGCUCGAGUCAGAAGAUGGCUACGCCACUAUCAAGGCGGCGUUCGAGUCGACCUCCCGGUUUGCGCGACUGCAGCGGCUCAAGUGCGCGAUGGCGGGUCGGACGCUCUUCGUCCGCUUCGCGACUCAGACGGGUGACGCUAUGGGCAUGAACAUGAUCAGCAAGGGAACGGAGAAGGCGCUCGAAGUCCUCGGCGAGCGAUACCCGGCAGCCGUCGUUCUCGCGCUGUCGGGCAACUAUUGCACGGACAAGAAGCCGGCCGCGAUCAACUGGAUCGAGGGACGGGGCAAGAGUAUCGUCGCCGAGGCUGUGAUCCCUGGCAAGAUCGUCAAGUCGGUGCUUAAGACGAGCGUGGAUGCGUUGUGCAACUUGAACACGAAGAAGAACCUAGUGGGCAGUGCGAUGGCUGGCUCAAUCGGCGGAUUCAACGCUCAUGCGGCGAAUAUCCUCACGGCUGUCUUCCUCGCGACGGGCCAGGAUCCGGCACAGAACGUCGAGAGCUCACAGUGCAUAACUCUCAUGGAGCCAACCAACAAGGGUGAAGACCUCCUCAUGACUGUCUCCAUGCCCUGCAUCGAAGUCGGCACCGUUGGCGGCGGCACCAUCCUCGGCCCUCAAGGCGCGGUUCUCGACAUGCUUGGCGUUCGCGGCGCGCACCCUACUGAACCCGGCCGCAACGCACGGCAGCUCGCGCGGAUCAUCGCCGCCGCCGUCAUGGCCGGCGAACUCUCGCUCAUGUCCGCGCUCGCGGCGGGCCACCUCAUCCGCGCGCACAUGGCGCACAACCGUUCGCAGGUGAACACGCCCGUCACGUCGCGCCCGGUGACCCCUGGACCGUUCGGACCCGCGGCGGGCGAGAUGUGGGCGACGGGCGAUAAGCAGAAGCCUGGACGGGGCGUGCUCAGCCCGCUGAGCUCGAUGACGCCCGCGGCUCCGACGCCGGCGCCGAUGACGCCCGUGACGAGGACGGUGCAGCCGUAUAACGUCGAUUCUGGCAAGCCGUGAAGGGUGUAGUCCAUUCAUCGGUCGUUCUUCUCCUGCCGCAUUAGAGAGGACCUUUAUCCGGGAGUUGUGUAUGAUGUCUCUUAUGCUGAUUAUUUGCUAGCCCUCCCUCCUAUUAACCCAUUAUUCAUUCGCAUUCAUCGCAUUCUCUUUCUCCUUUCCCUCUCUUUCUCGUCUGCCCUCCGCAUCGUUUGCACCGACGCCGCAACACACAACACUCAGACAGACAUCCACUACCUGCAUUCGUCAUGCUGUUACUGUACAUACAAACGUUACUGUGCAUUAGAAAUCGGAAAUAGAAACCGGAAUACAAACAAUACAAACAUCAUC
This is a messenger RNA of Punctularia strigosozonata HHB-11173 SS5, 4408 nucleotides long. RefSeq lists its product as uncharacterized. Gene Ontology annotation, cellular component: endoplasmic reticulum membrane; peroxisomal membrane. The record is from RefSeq and is a predicted model, not a curated record. Bases 269 to 4081 code for a protein of 1270 amino acids. Lineage: Eukaryota; Fungi; Basidiomycota; Agaricomycetes; Corticiales; Punctulariaceae. The transcript is spliced from 6 exons. Gene Ontology annotation, biological process: ergosterol biosynthetic process; coenzyme A metabolic process; isoprenoid biosynthetic process. Gene Ontology annotation, molecular function: protein binding; hydroxymethylglutaryl-CoA reductase (NADPH) activity.